This is a messenger RNA of Trichoderma harzianum CBS 226.95, 171 nucleotides long. RefSeq lists its product as hypothetical. Gene Ontology annotation, molecular function: nucleic acid binding. Lineage: Eukaryota; Fungi; Ascomycota; Sordariomycetes; Hypocreales; Hypocreaceae. The annotation marks the transcript as partial. The transcript has a single exon. The record is from RefSeq and is a predicted model, not a curated record.
AAGGUAUUGGAGGAAGGUCUUCUUCCAAUUUGGGAUCUAACAAGGCGAUUUCAACAGGAUAACGCAAGAAUCCACAACUUUGGAGGCACGCCGGAAUGGCUUCAAGUCCACGGCAUUGAUUAUAUUGACUGGCCGCCUCACUCCCCCGAUCUCAACCCUAUAGAGCACGUU